AUGGCCACCGUCGUGAGCACGACGCUCUCUGCCAUCAACUCCACAGUCGCCAGUGGGUUGAACUCGACAACACCAGCCGACUACUUCUCCGUCUUCGAGGAGGUGUCCAAGAUCCAUGUCCAGCUUAGCGUAGUAGAGCGCCUCUGGGCCUCGUGGUAUCUGUACAUGCAAAAUGACACCCUCGCCACCGGCAUCAUGUCCUUCAUGAUGCACGAGAUCGUCUACUUCGGCCGCUGUCUGCCCUGGGUCAUAGUCGACGCCAUACCCGCCUUCAACAAGUACAAGAUCCAGAACCAAAAACUGCCGACAUGGAAGGAGCAGUUCGACUGCGCCGCCCUCGUCUUCCUCUCUCAUGUCACCGUCGAGCUCCCCCAGAUCUGGCUCUUCCACCCAAUUGCCACCUUCUUCGGCAUGGACUACGGCGUGCCCUUCCCCAGCGUCUUCAAGAUGGCCUACCAGAUCGCAAUCUUCUUCAUCAUGGAGGACGCAUGGCACUACUGGUUCCACCGUGCCCUGCACUACGGCCCGCUCUACAAGAACAUCCACAAGCUGCACCACACCUACUCCGCGCCCUUCGGCCUCGCCGCCGAGUACGCCUCCCCGAUCGAGGUCAUGCUCCUCGCCAUCGGUACCGUCGGUUCCCCCAUCCUGUGGGUCUCGCUCACCGGUGACCUCCACCUCUUCACCAUGUACGUGUGGAUCGUCCUGCGUCUGUUCCAGGCCAUCGACGCGCACUCGGGCUACGACUUCCCCUGGAGCCUGCGACACUUCCUGCCCGUCUGGGCCGGCGCCGACCAUCACGACAUGCACCACGAGAAGUUCAUUGGCAACUACGCCUCCAGCUUCCGCUGGUGGGACUACUGCCUGGACACCGAGGCCGGCGAGGCUGCGAGCAAGGCCCGCAGGGAGAAGAAGCUGGCUGCCAUCCGUGCCAGGAAGACGCAAUAA
This is a messenger RNA of Diaporthe citri, 948 nucleotides long. RefSeq lists its product as uncharacterized. The record is from RefSeq and is a predicted model, not a curated record. Bases 1 to 948 code for a protein of 315 amino acids. The transcript is spliced from 3 exons. Lineage: Eukaryota; Fungi; Ascomycota; Sordariomycetes; Diaporthales; Diaporthaceae. Gene Ontology annotation, biological process: ergosterol biosynthetic process. Gene Ontology annotation, molecular function: C-4 methylsterol oxidase activity; iron ion binding.